Messenger RNA from Danaus chrysippus (African queen), 3078 nucleotides. Lineage: Eukaryota; Metazoa; Arthropoda; Insecta; Lepidoptera; Nymphalidae. The record is from the annotation of a GenBank genome assembly.
AUGAAAUAUUUGCUGGACUGUCCGACAGUUGGACAUCUUAUAUCGGAGUCGAGACUUGUGUUAGUGGCUGAUGGUGAUGAUGAUGGAUGCUGUUGUCCUGGAAUGAGGAUCAGUGACUUGGGAGGGGUACUCCUUGAAGCUGCGAAGCUGACGAGGUCCUGGUUCUGCCAGAAGCCAGAUCACGGCUUCUCCCAAAAGGUGGAUGAAGAAGAAGGCGGUGGCGGUGUCCCGUUACAUCCACCAGACGGAUUCUACUCCCACCAGCAUAGUAUACAUAGCGGACAUCAUGGACACCACGUGGAGCCAGACCGAGGUUAUAUGGAGGGGAACAGAUAUGUUACGGCUGUUCAUCGACCGAUGCCAGCUCUAAACCACUCGAACUCGUCAUGCUCUUCAGCAUCGAACGCAUCAGGCGCCGGGCUGUGCGCGGGAACCGAACCCACACCUCCGCUGUACAUCGCCGCGCCGCCAGAGGGUUUCGGGCACGCUGUGCAUACAAACAGUCGAUAUGAAAUGUCCCAAGAUCUACUUGACAAGCAAGUUGAGAUAUUAGAAAGACGUUACGGCGGUCUCAGAGCUAGAAGAGCAGCCGUCACUAUACAAAGAGCAUUUAGAAGAAGACAGUUAUUGAAGAAAUUCAGCGCCAUCACAGCUAUGGCUAAAGCAGCUGAUUCUAACGCCAGGAGAAUGCAAGAUGGUGACCAUUUACUGGUCAACGGUAACGAUAUCUACGCGAACGCUCACACACAGAAAAGUCCAGCCUCCGAUAAGGUUUUGGCCUUAACGAGACCCGUCAGAUCAAUGUCGCUGAGAGAAAGACACGACAUCGACCUAAACAACCACAUGCCGUGUGACCCUCAGAAUGAGGUUGAAGUAAUGAUGGCGAGGGUCCAGCAAUCAGCUCAUCAGAUACACAUGAUAGCAUCUGAAAUACCAACCAUGCAUAGAGAUGCUGACAGUGGGGUUUGCAGUUGUUCUGUGAGCGGUUCUGUCACCAAUAUAUCUACUUCAUCAUCACACAAUGAUUCUCUUCAUAAUCAUCAGCUGUUAAAUAAUACAGGCCCAGUUUACGGUAACUUGUUAUCGUCGGGCGGUAAACCACUGUCUUCCCCGACCGCUCGGCAGCAGCAGCAACUAGCAGCAAUACAAGCAGCUAACGCCAGGCGACACCCGCCUGAAGUGCCGAAACGUACUAGCAGCAUUACACUCAAUGCUGAGAGUCCGGUAUCUCUUCGUCGUGCUGAGUGCGGGGGCGCGGUGGUACGUGGUGGGUCGAUGUCUUCCGUACAAUCGUCAUCAUCUUCUUCGUCGCAGGAACAUCGUCACCACUACCACCAGCCUUACCAGCCGAGAGCACCGGAGCCACAUAUGCAUAUUCAGGAGCAACAGUUUCAACACGCUCGUACAGCAUCCGGGACGUUGUAUGAGGGAGAGAGAUAUGCUGUGUGGAAGAGACAGGAGGCUCCUCCGUACUAUGAGGCGCCCCCACCCGCUACAUGCUGCAGGCCACAACACGAUCACCAUCAACACACACACCAACAACCGUUGAAGGUAUCAGAAACGGUUCGUAAGCGUCAGUACCGAGUGGGUUUGAAUUUGUUCAAUAAGAAGCCGGAGCGUGGUAUCGCUUACCUCAUAUCUCGCGGGUUCUUAGAGAACUCCCCACGAGGCGUCGCACGAUUUCUCAUCACCAGGAAAGGACUUAGCAAACAGAUGAUCGGUGAAUACCUCGGGAACCUUCAGAGUCAAUUUAAUAUGGCUGUGUUAGAGUGUUUUGUUACCGAAUUGGAUUUAUCUGGUAUGGCGGUAGAUGUUGCUUUGAGGAGAUACCAGGCUCAUUUCCGCCUCCCUGGGGAAGCUCAGAAGAUAGAACGACUGGUAGAAGCCUUCGCUAGAAGAUACUGUGUGUGCAACCCGGACUUUGUUCAACGAUUGAGAACACAGGAUACGAUUUUCGUGCUAGCGUUUGCCAUAAUAAUGCUGAACACGGAUCUACACACACCGAAUCUAAAACCAGAAGCUCGUAUGUCGCUGGACGACUUUGUAAGGAAUCUGCGAGGUAUAGACGACUGUGGAGAUAUAGAUCGAGAUAUGCUGGCCGGGAUAUACGAUCGGGUGAAGGCCAGCGAAUUUAGACCCGGCAGUGAUCACGUCACACAGGUAAUGAAAGUACAAGCUACUAUAGUGGGUAAAAAGCCCCACUUGGCUUUACCUCACCGUCGUUUGGUUUGCUACUGUCGUUUGUAUGAAAUACCAGACAUACAUAAGAAGGAACGGCCGGGUGUACACCAGAGAGAGGUGUUCCUGUUCAACGAUCUUUUAGUCAUAACUAAGAUCUUCAGUAAGAAGAAGUCUUCCGUGACCUACACGUUCCGUCAGUCCUUCCCUCUCUGUGGGAUGAUCGUCAAUCUGUUCUCUGUGCCGCACUAUCCAUUCGGUAUCCGUCUCUCCCGUCGUGUGGACGGCCGUCGACUCGCAACCUUCAACGCCAGGAACGAACACGAUAGAUGCAAGUUCGCUGAAGAUUUGAGAGAGAGUGUAGCGGAGAUGGAUGAGAUGGAGGCGAUGAGGAUCGAGGGGGAACUGAACAGGGGCAAAGGAAGGGGGACGGGGAACACCGGGAGGAAUGUGAUGGAGAAUCGUGACAGCGGUGUGGCCGAUGUGGAAAUAGAUCACCAACAGUGUAUGGAGCACGUUCACGUACACGGCGUGGUGGUGCCCCCUCCCCCCUCUUGUCCCGCGCCCGCCGCCCCCUCCCGCCUCUCACAGAACCCCCCACCCACAAACAUAAUCAAGAGAAACGUUCUCAGCAACUCACUAGUCGAUAUCAACGAUCCAGUGGCGCUGGCAGCUGAGCGUCUACAACGUCGCGGCUCCGUGGGGUCUUUGGACAGUGGUAUGUCGGUCUCAUUCCAACACGGGAGUAGAACCGCUCUCGCUACCUCGCCACGACAUCCGCCGGACCAACGAUCGCCGGGUCGUCUGUUCAGCGGUAUUUUCCCCGGUCGACAACGCAAGCUGAGCGCUUCGGGUGUACCAGACACUAAGAGCCAAAUCGCCAAAAGCACUGAGGUCUAA